UAAAUGCAACCAGGGGCUCUCUCUCUCUCUCUCCCCCAACCCACCUUCCGACGGCGACCGGGCCGCCAUAUCCCUCCUACCGUUUGUUCCUCCUCCUCCUCUUCUUCUCCCCCCCUAUCUCUCUCUCUCUCUCUCCCCUCCCUCCCCUCCUCGCUCACCAACUCCUCCUGUCCCGACUCGCGAGCGAAUCCGCCGAGCAGCCCAAGAACAAGGGGGAAGGAGGAGGAGGAGGAGGAGGAGGGAUGGGGGGGAUUGCCUCGUGAAGUGAUCCGACAUACAUAUCCCUCCCAGCUUGGGGUUCGAAUCCCAAUCCCGAGCGGGAAAAAAAGUCUGAAAGUUAACGCGUCCUUCGGCCGCGGAUUCAGAAUUCUGCGAAUAUAAGUACAUUACGGUGGGCCGUGAUACCAAUUUGUACCGAGCAAUUAAUUGAAGGUUAGAGUUUGAGCUUAUAGGAGAUGAAGUGAUUGGAGCUGAAUCCUGUUGCUGAAAGCAGCGAUUUCGUGUCAAAAUUUGAUGCCUUUGCUUGGUUCGAGAGCUGUACAUGCUUGAUACUGUUGCGAUCCUGCAAUGUCCCGAAGGAAUGCCGGGGCAAUGCAGCGGGAGGGGUCAGUCAAGGACUGGGAGGAAUUUGACCCCUCGCCGUCUCCCAAGCUGGCGUACUCGCAGUCCUAUGUUGCAAUGAGGGGGCUUCUGACAUCGGUGGCCUCGCUGGACCUUGUCCUGAUGUCGAGCAGCCUCAAGUCUGCUUGGGCAGCUAUAUCAUCCCACAAGCAUGCCCGGUCCUUGGAGAGGUCAAGGUCCAAGGGAAUGAGCUUGAAGAGGGCCAUGCUGCAGUUAUUAGUGUGCUUCAUGGUUGGUAUCUUCAUUGGGUUCACGCCACCCUUUUCCGUGGAUCUACCAGGAAAGAUAGCUUCUGAAAAUGGGAGGCUUCCAUUUGAUGGGGAUGCCAUUGACAGAAGACAAAUGGUAGAGCGUCAAGGCACCAAGUUGGAGCCAUUCGUAGCCGAGGCUGAAUCUGAAGCAAGCAGCGAGCCACAGGUUGAAGAGGGCCCACCAGUUCCUGCAAUGUUGGAUGACGAGGCGGACUUUGUUGAAGCCUCGCCUAUCGUACAUUCUGUUAAUGAUUCUGGCAUUGUUGUGAGGAAGCACCUGAUAAUUAUUACAACAACCUCUGUUCGACCACACCAGGCAUAUUACUUAAAUCGUUUGGCUCAUGUAUUAAAAGAUGUCCCGCCUCCUCUUCUGUGGAUAGUGGCAGAGUGGCCAUAUCAGUCCCGCGAAACUGCAGAAAUACUGAGGUCUUCUGGGAUCAUGUACAGACAUCUUAUCUGCAAUCGGAAUACUACAAAUAUAAGGAAGAUUGUUGUCUGCCAAAAGAAUAAUGCAAUUUUUCACAUUAAGAAGCACCGUCUAGAUGGUAUAGUGCAUUUCGCUGAUGAAGAGAGAGCAUACUCAGCUGACCUGUUUGAAGAAAUGCGGAAAAUAAGGCGUUUUGGUACAUGGCCAGUAGCAAUACAUGUUGGGACAAAGUACAGAGUGGUUCUAGAAGGCCCCGUUUGUAAGGGUAAUCAAGUCACUGGAUGGCAUACAAAUCAGAGAAGGGGUGUAUCACGUCGAUUUCCAAUUGGUUUCUCUGGAUUUGCUUUUAACAGCACUAUACUUUGGGAUCCUCAGAGAUGGAACAGCCCCACUUUAGAGUCUAUUAUAGUCCAUUCAGGUGGCAGAGGUGGCUUGCAGGAGUCAAGAUUUAUCGAGAAGCUUGUUGAGGACGAGAGUCAAAUGGAAGGCCUUGGGGAUAAUUGCACUCGUGUUAUGGUCUGGAAUUUCGAACUGGAACCUCCUCAAGUCAACUACCCAAUUGGCUGGCUGCUGCAGAGGAAUCUGGAUGCUGUUGUGCCAAUAACAUAACUGUCCUGCUGCUCCUCUUUUUGUUUGCCAUCCUAGUGUGAAUGAUGCCUUCCUGAACUUGGUAGCGUCCAGGAUCAUGAGAAGCUGCUCUGCCAAGAUCUGGUCCAAAUAAUGUCAUACUAGUAACAGUUGAAAAGUGAGAAGCCUGACAAAAGAAAGUUUUUCUCUCUGUUGCAUUCUUUUCUAUAUGUUCAUUUUUUCCCCAUAUUCAUCCAGCUAGAUAUAGCCAUGUACAUUUCAUUUUUUUUCUCGUUUCUGUCCGUUAUAUACAUACAUAUCACCUCACAGAUGUGAAUGUUCCCCUCCAUUGGAACUGUUGAAGAGCAAAGCAGAUACUCUCUUUGAUAUACAUGAACAAAGGUUAAAUCAAAACCAUAGAUUGUACACACAAUGGUGUGCUUGGUCCUAA
Messenger RNA from Oryza sativa Japonica Group (Japanese rice), 2317 nucleotides. The record is from RefSeq and is a predicted model, not a curated record. NCBI's taxonomy places the organism in Eukaryota, Viridiplantae, Streptophyta, Magnoliopsida, Poales, Poaceae.